Molecule: messenger RNA, 522 nt
Organism: Ectocarpus siliculosus
Lineage: Eukaryota; Phaeophyceae; Ectocarpales; Ectocarpaceae
Source: the annotation of a GenBank genome assembly
AUGGCUACCACCUUCAGCGGAUGCUGGCCGUGGUGGCCGAUGCGCCGGGCCAGGCGCUCCGAGCGGGAGGCCCCGAGGGGAGUGAGUCGCAAGGUGAAGAGCCGAUUCACCACAGUAAGGAUGCCUGCGCAGGUGUCCUCUGCUGGGCCCGCGGGAGGAGGAAAGCCGCACUCACCCUGCGGCGGCGGCAGCGGCGGAGAGGAAAAGAGUUCUGCCUCUUACGCGGCCGUAGGAGCAGUUGCCGGAUUGGAGACAGGCAGAGAUGGGGAAUCGUCUGGGGGAAAGCAUCCAUCGCAGCAGAAGGACGACGGGGAUUCACAGCCAGCGGCAGCCGUGGCCGUGAAGGUAAGGAAGGGUGGCUUGUUCGGAGUGUUGCGACGCACGACGGUCGGCGGCGGGGCGGACGACGACGUGGUCCACGUGCCUGCGGGAGAGAUAUGCGUGAUCUGCAUGGAGCCGUUCCAGGCAAACGAUGUGCUCGAGGUUCUGCUCUGCCAGCACAUGUACCAUCAAAGUUCUUAG